AUGCCGGGGGGCCAGAUCCGUCGCUUGCUGGAUGGUGCGAAGGAGAAGCUUGUUGGCGUCAAGCGCAUGCCAGAUGAUCCCCUCGCAGCUCUCCGAAUGGAGUUGGAGGAGUUCGAUGGAAUCCUCGAGUCUUUCGGAGCGCUGGCAGCCUUAAUGCAGCAGCAUCUGCACGGCUUCGCCACAGCACAUCACGAUGUCUUGGACCGGCUGGUGGUCUUCACUCCUGACAGCCAUUGCCUGUCGGGCCAUGUGCGUCAGAUCCGCGUCGUCUUCGACUUGCUGCGGGAUCAGCUUGCGUUGGGGACUGAGGCUUUCGACAGCUUGAGUCACACGUGCCAGCAGCAGGCCCAACGAAGCCUGCCGCUUCAGGAGGCAUUCAUCGGCCGUGACCGUGCCUGGGGUGUUCAGCAGCAUUACGAGACGAAGUUGAAGCGCCUGAACGACAAUCUUCACCGUUCCGGCCCCGACGGCAACGAUCGCCUGGAGAGAAAUCGCGGAAAGCUGCUCCGCGCCAGAGCGGAAGUCGAACGGCUAACCAGCGAGGUCGAUGAGGCCGGUCGCCAAGCUGCGGCAGCCAAGCAUUGUGUUUUGGGAUUGGCCCUGGUGUCUCUUUGCGGGGCGAAGGCCGCCUGCCUGGAGGGCUUAAAGCCGACUCUCGAUCGGCUGCAGUCAGCGAGGUUGGCAUUGGAGCAGGCCUUGCGCAGCGACCCGGGCUUCGGUUCCUCCGCAGCAGACGUGCCACGGCAGCCCAGCGAGGGCUCAAAAGCAAAGAUGGAGGAGGCCCCAGCGGCGGGCCAGAACUCAGCAGCCGCGGCCGAUGGGCUGAUCGAACGAGGUGUUUCCUGGCCGGCGUGGCCCCAAGCGCCAGACCCAACGGGCCGGCAGAUGUUCCGCCGCCCACUCAUGAGCCUGGCCAUCAUCGGACUGAUGUGUGUCGUGCUUAGCUGGAACAAGUCUCCGCCGGCUGAUCUUGGCAGUGCCGCGAAGAACUAUGCAAAGGACAAAGCGAUCGGCGCAGGCGUGGACUGUCUUGUCAAAGCAGGUCAGUGGAUGAGGCAACAGGACGAAAAGGCUGUCGCUGCUCUUUCAAGGCCCACGCCUCAGGAGAAACAGUUCAUACAAGACAUCUGGGAUGCCCCAAGUUGGGAGUGGGACCUCGAGGACAGCGACGAUGAGACGGAGGAUAGAGCUAUUCAGACCCCGGCACCCGCGGCCACGCAGGCGCUAGCCAUAUUGGCGGCGGCUCCCGGACACGACCACGGCCGGAGGGACUUGGCGAAUGCAGAAGGCCCGGGUGCAGACCUAGCUGCCUUCGCCGCAGCGGUGCCGGAAGAUGUCGACGAGGACAUGAUCCGGGUGCCUUUGAAGAAGGAGAGACGUGACCUCCACCAGCAAGCUCGGUCUGCAGAGCUGAGUGCUGCGACCUGGGAGGAGCGCGAGGCGGCGCUUGGGUCUUCAGGUGGCACUGCUCAACUCACACUGCGGAAUCAGUUGAAUGCGCAGUAUGCAGGCGUGAUUGAAGUUGGCACGCCGGGGCAGCAGAUCAAGGUUCUCUUCGACACGGGCUCUUCGAACUUGUGGGUUCCUACCAGCACCGGGCUUCAGUCACAUCGAUUGCUCGGCUACCACCAGGGCUUCUCUUCCAAGAAGUCUUCAACAUUCCAGGACGGCGCCUUGAACUUCCACUUCGUGUACGGAUCAGGGGGCGUCUCUGGUAAGUUCUGCUCCGAUGAUGUCUCUAUCGGCGGCUUGAAGAUUUCGAACUUCUCCUUUGCCCAAGUGGACGAUGUGCGCGGCCUUGGUACCAUGUACACCUCAGCAUUGUCUCUCCGAUUCUCCGCCGCCAUGUCGACGGCCAAAUUGGAGAAGAAAAUAUGGAAGCUCGAGACGAAACUGCGAGAAGAAUUCCGAGCUGAGCUGCAAAACACCAUGAUGGACUGCAUCGCGAGAGUGGAGAAACUUGAGGCUCAGAUCCAUAAUCAUCCGAUUUUCUCACGCCGAGCAAGCGAAGAAGAGGGCAUGAUAACGAUUUCUGUGGACUCCGCGAUCAACGCUGUGCCAAGGUUGCAGCUGAAUGGCAUUCAUUUUGAGCUUAAUCGUGAUCUGAAAGAUUCUUUCUCCAUCGACGACUUGUCUGUGCCGACGGUGAUCAAAUCCGUCCCGGCGAAGAUCGUGGCCCCUCCGGCCAAGCCACUUGCCCCUCCGGCAAAGCUGCUUGUUCGACAUAGUUUGUCGUUGUCGAAACCGAAAAUCGGAAGCCGUGCGACCCACUCAGAGAUAUGGCUCCCGGCGAGGCCUAGGGGUUCAGGGUUUUGGUCAUGA
Messenger RNA from Symbiodinium sp. CCMP2592, 2322 nucleotides. The record is from the annotation of a GenBank genome assembly. Lineage: Eukaryota; Dinophyceae; Suessiales; Symbiodiniaceae.